Messenger RNA from Photinus pyralis (common eastern firefly), 1946 nucleotides. Its product is annotated as potential E3 ubiquitin-protein ligase ariadne-1-like. Bases 294 to 1787 code for a protein of 497 amino acids. Gene Ontology annotation, biological process: protein polyubiquitination; ubiquitin-dependent protein catabolic process; positive regulation of proteasomal ubiquitin-dependent protein catabolic process. Gene Ontology annotation, molecular function: zinc ion binding; ubiquitin conjugating enzyme binding; ubiquitin protein ligase activity. NCBI's taxonomy places the organism in Eukaryota, Metazoa, Arthropoda, Insecta, Coleoptera, Lampyridae. Gene Ontology annotation, cellular component: cytoplasm; nucleus; ubiquitin ligase complex. The record is from RefSeq and is a predicted model, not a curated record. The transcript has 2 exons.
AAAUGAGAUCACUAAGAAUUUUGAUGUACCACCAAAUUAAUUGUCAACAAAUCUACAAUUUUAUUAAAUAACCAGGAUAUUUCCUUUAGUUUAAAUGUAACAAUUCGGGAUGCUUUUUAUGUACAUUAACGCGAGUAACAACAGCAACAACAACGGAAACCUGUCCGAAACGUCAGUGUUGUCACUCGCAAAGGCUGCAAGAUGUUAGCUGUCAAAACAACAUAAAAUUCGGACACUCUCCUCAAAAUUAAACAGUAAAUUCACCCAGCUAGGAAUGUGCUAAUUUCCCCAAAAUGAACUCUGACGAUUUUGAGGACUCCGGCAACGAGACGAGUGGCGACGACGUCGAUUUCGCAAUCGAAGCCGAAGCAAGCUCGACCAGAGAGAUUCCGACUAUCGACGAGGACUAUCCCUUCGAGGUAUUCUCGACCGACGACAUCGUUCAGUAUAUGAUCGACAGCAUUAAGGACGUCAACACGGUCGUGCAAAUACCGUCGACGACGACACGUAUCCUACUCAACUACUUCAACUGGGACAAGGAGAAGCUUAUGGAGCGCUUCUACGACGGCAAUCAGGAUCAGCUCUUCCAGGAGGCGCACGUCAUAAACCCGUUCAAGCGCGUCGUCGUCGCCAAGCCGAAGCUGCCGAGGAAAAUUCUCGGUACCGAAGAGUGCGAGAUCUGCUUUAUGAUAUUGCCGCCGUCGCAAAUGACCGGACUCGAGUGCGGCCAUCGAUUCUGCUAUCAGUGCUGGAACGAGUACCUGUCGACGAAGAUAGUGCAGGAGGGCGUCGGGCAGACGAUCGCGUGCGCCGCGCACAACUGUCCGAUACUCGUCGACGAUCAGACGGCGAUGAGGUUAUUGAAAGAUCCGAGGAUACGCAUUAAGUACCAGCAUUUAAUUACCAACAGUUUUGUAGAGUGCAAUCGGCUGCUUCGAUGGUGCCCGAGUCCGGAUUGUAGUUACGCAAUUAAGGUGUCCUACGUGGACGCGCGACCGGUGGCGUGCCGUUGCGGUCACGUGUUCUGCUUCGCCUGCGGCGAGAACUGGCACGAUCCCGUCCGCUGCGGUCUGCUGCGUAAGUGGAUCAAGAAGUGCGACGACGACUCGGAAACGUCGAAUUGGAUCGCGGCGAACACGAAGGAGUGCCCGAAGUGCAACGCGACGAUCGAAAAGGACGGCGGCUGCAAUCACAUGGUGUGCAAGAACCAGAAUUGCAAGGCGGACUUUUGCUGGGUGUGUUUGGGACCGUGGGAGCCGCACGGCAGUUCGUGGUACAAUUGCAAUCGUUACGACGAGGACGAGGCGAAAGCGGCGAGGGACGCGCAGGAGCGAUCACGGGCGGCGCUGCAGCGGUACUUAUUCUAUUGCAACCGAUACAUGAAUCACAUGCAGUCCCUGAAGUUCGAGCACAAACUGUACGCGGCGGUCAAGGACCGAAUGGAAGAGAUGCAGCAGCACAACAUGAGCUGGAUCGAGGUGCAGUUCUUAAAAAAGGCAGUCGACAUACUCUGCCAGUGCCGACAAACUUUGAUGUACACUUACGUGUUCGCUUACUACCUACGUAAGAAUAAUCAGUCUGUGAUAUUUGAAGACAACCAAAAGGACCUGGAACGCGCCACCGAGCUCCUCAGCGAGUACCUAGAGAGGGACAUCACGCAGGCGAAUCUCGUCGACAUUAAACAAAAGGUGCAAGAUAAAUACAGAUAUUGCGACGGUAGACGUAAGGCACUUCUGGCCCACGUGCACGAAGGUUACGAGAAGGACUGGUGGGAGUAUACGGACUAACUUAUUCAACCUCUAAGUUCGCGCCGAAUCCCGAUAGACCGCCCUUCGUUUAAAAUCGAUUUCUGAAACUUUCAUUUUCUGCUAAUAUUCAUUAUUGAAAUAAAACUAUAUUUGUUACUAAUAUUUAAAAAUUAUAAUAAAGAUGAGCGAGAAAAUUAA